AUGGUGUCCUUUUUUGGCCUCAAGCUUGGAGGCGAUAGGAAAAAGUCACAGGACAAGACCAAGGCCACCACAAAACAGAUUCAACACCUGCAUCGAAACAAUCAAUCAGACCUCACAUCAAAAGAUGUUCAUCUACUCACAGCCAGCAACUUGCCGCUCCCAAGCACCCCCGGCGCCCGUCCCGACACAUCCUCUUCCAACCGCGAUUUACAAUGGCAUCGUGCCCCCUACAUGAAUGCCCCAGCGGCCGCUGGAGGUGCUUCCUCCAUGGUCGACCUCGGCGCUCCUCGAGCUCCCGCCAUGGGAAAUCCUCGAUUCCACUCAUCCGACGUUAAUCUCAACACGCGCUUCGCAAACGGAAGUUCUACAAGUCUUGUUGCGCCAGGUCCCAUAGGGGGUGGUGGUCCUACGGCGAAUAGGCCUGGCACGCCUACACGACCAGGUACCGCGACUUCGAGGAGGGACGUAUCGGAUAACCCUUUCAAUGUACACUUUGGAAAGGAUUCGGUUAGCAGUAUACCUGGGACGCCUAUGGACGACAGCAAGAGCACCUUUGAGCAGUUCGAGUUUGGUCUAGGAGAUGCAUCAAAGGACCACAGCAAGGAGCAGGCCACCAACGGGUAUCCCUCUCCGCCGCCGUCAAUCGUCAACGCUGAGCGACCAUUUUCACCCGCCAGUCAAGAAACCAACCGACCUUCGAGCAGUCGCCGGAACGUGCCCGCCCCUAGUGGACUUCGCAACGUCGAUGUAGCCGGUCCCAUGGCUCUUCCUAGCCCUGCUGCCUCGGUUGCACGCUCCAGUGAGGAUAUUUGGGAGGCGCCCGUGAUUCGCAAUGUUCAGGCUAAGCGCGACACCUUGACAUUUCACACACCUCGCCGACAGAGUUUUUCCAUGGAAGUUGAUGAGCUUAGGGCUCGUGAGGCGGUUAAGCCCAUGGUGGAGGGAUUGACGGGUAACUUUUCGGGCUUCGACUUUGGAGAGACUGUCAGGAGGGGGAGUGUUGGAAAUAGGAGCUUGGAGACGCCUACGAGUGAGACCUCAGUGAGCCCGACCGACACGACCGUCAAGCCGAGGGCGUUUGGUACGACGAGGACCGCGAGCCCUCUGAGAACGAUGCAGUCGAGCCCGAGCCUGAGUUUGAGUGAUACUGGGUCGACCAGGGCGCGCAACACGAGCGAUGCGACUUCUCCUCUUUCAACUGUGUCGACUGCUGAGGAUACACCACGCAUUCAGACUCCUCAACCCCCUCAGCACAAGCCAUCUCAGCAGCUUCAACCUUCAAAGGCUCUUCAACCUGGUCAGAUUCCUCAGUCACUUCAGGUCUCUCGGCCCCUUUCACCUUCGCGAUCUCCUCAACCUUCACCUCUUUCGCAACCUCCUCAACUUCAGCAUCAGUCUCCUCAACCGUCUCCCAAACUUCCACCGGACUCUAUGCACUAUCGACAACUCUCGGAUCAAUCUCGCAAAGCGCAGUAUAUGCCGUAUCAACCUCCAAACACUUCUCCCCCGACGCGACCACUCCCAUCACCAUAUCGAUCUCCUACCGCUCCUCUUCCUGCGCCACCUCAGAUGAACAUCCAACCAAACACGCCUCCGAGUCCAGCUGGCGUCUCGACUGGCACCUCGACUGGCACCUCGGCCACACAGCCAGGCUAUAUGUCUCGCCCUCUCGAUCCUCCACCGCGCGGCUUCCGACCUCGAGUUGACUCAGACCCUCAAGCUCGCCGACCUCUCCGCGUUCCUCCCCCGCUCGUCGACCGCUCUGCUACAGUUCCUGUCCUUGGAGGAGGCCCUCGAAGUCCUUAUGGCCCACCCCCUGAUGAAGGCAACUACUUACGCUCUGAGAGUUCACCCCGUGCGGCCCCGGAACCACCACGAACUGCAAGCCCCUUCUCCACGCGAGGUCCCAUCGAGGGUGACUUUCCCAUGUCAAAGGGUCUUCCCCGUGGCCGCAAGCCACCUGGCAUGGAGCCUACCAGUCCUGAAAGCACCUUUGGUCUCGGCCCAAGGAAGCAGCGCCGCCAACGUCCCAUGUAUCCUCCUCCUCGGGCUGAAGCUUCUCCUACACCCGAGUCGCAGCAUAAGGAUUCAGCCGAGGGCCAUGGCUAUGCUCUCCCUAGCUGGGACGACUUUAGCGGAGCCAACCCUCACCGCUCGGCCAUGCCUCUUCCUCUCUCGCCCUUCCAUACCGACUUUCCUCUUCAGUCUCCUGCGCAGGCGACGGAUGAGUCGUUGAGUCCUCGCUUUGGAGGGCAGUAUACGUCCUCUCCCAUCUCGCCUACACCCCCGAGUCUGCCCUCGCCGUCUUUCCCAUCGCUGCAAAAGUCCAUCUCCAACUCGAGCGAGAAUCUUGCCCGCAGUUUCGACAUGGCUGCUGACGGCAACUACCACAACGCACCCGAGCCGAAUCUCACUAGGCCACUCAUCUCGCCCGUCAUGGCUGACUUUGUACCACCCCGAGACCAAAGCGCUACACGCGUCGAGGCCAAGCGGGCGCCUCCAAGACCGGCUCCCAUCAAGGUCCCUACGACGACACUAGGUGUCGGACCAGAGUCAGGCAGAGUGCGGACGCCCAAUCCUGUCGUGGACGAGUUCAACCCGGGCUUCAUCUAG
Molecule: messenger RNA, 2613 nt
Organism: Fusarium vanettenii 77-13-4
Lineage: Eukaryota; Fungi; Ascomycota; Sordariomycetes; Hypocreales; Nectriaceae
Exons: 3
Coding region: 1-2613 (870 amino acids)
Source: RefSeq, a predicted model, not a curated record